GAAUUUAACAUCACAAACAAUUGAUUUAUACUAUUAAGAGUGUCUGUAAACCGGAGUCGACGCAUGGAAGGCCAACGAUUCCGGGGUGAUGGUGUGGAUGGUUGGAAGUUGGAGUUGUUGCGGUAUGGACUUCCCGGCGUUGUUUUGGUCGACGAAAUAAGUUGAGCAUAAUGGAUGGAAGUAACGUUCUUCCUGCUGUCGGUAUUGAUCUAGGAACAACAUAUUCUUGUGUGGGUGUAUGGCGACAUGGUCAAGUAGAGAUCGUACCUAAUGAUCAAGGUAACAGGAUUACUCCAUCUUCUGUUGCUUUUACCGAUGUCAGACGUCUAAUUGGUGAAGCUUCCAUGAACCAGAUCGGUAUGAAUGCCACAAACACCAUCUUUGAUGCUAAAAGGUUGAUUGGAAGGAGAUUUAGUGAUGAUAUAGUUCAACAAGACAUGAAGUUGUGGCCUUUUAAAGUCAUUAAAGGGACUAAUGAUAUUCCAAAUAUUGUUGUUUCACACAUGGGUGAAGAGAAAAGAUUUUGUGCAGAAGAGAUUUCAGCCAUGGUUCUUACGAAAAUGAAAGAUAUUGCAGAGACAUACCUUGGUGAAACCGUAGAGAACGCAGUUAUUACAGUGCCUGCAUAUUUCACCGACUCACAACGGCAAGCAACCAAGGAUGCAGGUCGUGUGGCUGGACUUAAUGUUUUACAAAUGCUUAAUGAGCCUACCUCAGCUGCAAUUGCCUACGGACUAGACAAUGUAGCUGACACGACUCGUGAAAAGAAUGUGCUUGUAUUUGACUUGGGUGGUGGCACAUUUGAUGUUUCUCUAGUCACCAUUGAUAGAGAAUGCAAGUUAACCGUGAAGGCUGUGGAUGGUGACACUCACUUAGGUGGUCAGGACUUUGACAACAAAAUGGUGGAUCAUUGCGUCAAGGAGUUUUAUAGAAAGCACAAGAAAGACAUUAGUGGGAAUCCAAAAGUACUUGGUAAAUUGAGAGUCCACUGUGAAAGAGCAAAACGAACACUAUCUUCCACAACCGAAGCCACUAUUGAAGUGGAUGGAUUGUACCAAGGCAUUGAUUUUUUCUUAACUAUUAGUCGUGCGAAGUUUGAGAAUCUUAACGCAGACUACUUUGCUAAAUGCAUAGAAACAGUUGAGCGUUGUUUGAACGCUGCAAAUGUGAGCAAGAAACUUGUUGAUGAGGUAGUACUUGUAGGUGGAUCAACACGGAUUCCUAAAGUACGCAGUUUGUUGCAAGAUUUCUUUGAUGGAAAACAGCUUUACAAUGGUAUCCAUGCUGAUGAAGCGGUAGCAAAUGGUGCAACAAUUCUUGCAGCAAGGUUAAGUGGCAAAAAAGGUCAGAACCUGAAUAAAUUAGAGUUUUGGGACGUUACUCCUUUGUCACUUGGUGUAGAGGCGUAUGACGACACUAUAUCAGUCGUGAUUGAAAAGAAUACCCCGAUGCCUGCAAGGAAGGAACGUGAUUACGUAACCAUCAAAGAUAAUCAACCUGCCAUAAUUUUCAAUGUGUAUGAGGGUGUAAGACCAAGGCCGAUACACAAUAAUUGGCUAGGAAAAUUUGAGGUUGAUGUACCACGUGCGCCAAGGGGUGAAUCAAGAGUUAAAGUUGUUUUCGCCAUAAAUGCUAAUGGUAUUUUGAAAUGCUCGGGAGAGGAAGAAACAACCGGAUUCAAAAAGAAGAUAAGAAUCGACAAAGGGAGGCUUUCAAAGGAAGAGAUUGAGAAAAUGGUAAGAGACUCGAAAAAGUACAAACUAGAGGAUCAAGAGUACAAGAAGAAGGUAACUGCUCGCAACAAAUUGGAGGAAUAUAUAUAUGUUGUGCAAAAUAAAAUCAAGACCAUAGGUAACGAUGCGAAAACAAGAAUACGAAAGAAGGACUUGAAGAAACUGGAAAAGGCCAUAGAGGAUGCUAAUCAAUACAUUGGUGUUGAUAAACUUGUUGAUGUUGGAGUAUAUGAGAUGAUGCUAAAUAAUCUAGAAAACCUGCAAAUUUCUAUUUGCCACUCUUGAGUAGAUAGGUGUGUUUAAAGUGCAAAAGUGUGUUAGUUUCUGUUAUUGCACAACUUGGUAGAUAAUUAAAGUGUGUUUAACGUGCAAGAUAUGUAUUAGUUUCUAUAUAUCAUUGCACAACUUCAGUAGAUAGAGUGUGUUUAAGGUGCAAGAUAUGGUAUUAGUGUUAUGGGCC
Molecule: messenger RNA, 2193 nt
Organism: Erigeron canadensis
Lineage: Eukaryota; Viridiplantae; Streptophyta; Magnoliopsida; Asterales; Asteraceae
Product: heat shock cognate 70 kDa protein-like
Exons: 3
Coding region: 171-2018 (615 amino acids)
Biological process (GO): cellular response to unfolded protein; protein refolding
Cellular component (GO): cytoplasm
Molecular function (GO): ATP binding; misfolded protein binding; ATP-dependent protein folding chaperone
Source: RefSeq, a predicted model, not a curated record